UCAUAUAAGCCAUGACGAGAAGACGCCAUAUUGUAAACUUUUAUUUUCACUGUGUUUGAAUGUAGUGUAUUUGUGAAAAUAUUUUUCGUAAAAACUAUUUUUGUUCAAUUGAUAAUUAGUAGUCAAAAUAUCAAAAACGUAAUGGAAUCCCUUAUUGGUUACGGAAGUGAUGACGAUGUUGAAACUGAGCGCAGCAGUCGACACGCAGUGGUGGGAUCCUCCAGGCGUCGGGAGGACGAUACUAACUACGAUGACGUCAAUAUGGAUUUGAGUGAGGAAUCCCAGAGUGUGGAGUCGGAGCCUGAGCUGCCACCGGCUGCUUCCAGUACAAGAAGAUCGUCUAGAGAACAUAGAAGAGAAUCUAAUGACACUCGCGAGAGGGAUCGUACACGUGAUAUGGGUCGCGAUCGCAAUAGUGACGACAUGCGUGACAGGGACCGACACCGGGACGGUCCCAGGGAAAGGGAACGAGACUGUCUCAGAGACCGGGAACGAGACGGUCCCAGGGACAGGCGGCGGGACGAGCGGGAAAGACGCUCACCCAAGAGAGAUGACAGGCAUAGAGAUCGCUUUCGGGGAGCACAAGAUUCUCGCCGUGGCUUGUUAGGAGAUAGACCAGAUGAAAAAACUGAUAAGAUGCCAGCCUUGACGGAUCUAAAGCCCUAUGAUGGGGAACCACCCCCAGGAAGAGGCCAUGAUGCACGGGAUGCUGUCUCCCCCAGAUUCACAGAGCGAGGUCGUCGCGAGAGGGAUAGAGAGCGUGAGAGGGAAAGAGGCAGAGACAGGGACAACAGACACUCACAGAGAUCUGAUGAGAGGAGGUCAGGAAGAAAUGACCGGUCGCGCUCUCGUGGGGCAGCCUAUCCCCCACCACAAGCAUUAGCUUCAGACAGGGACAGACGAGGUUCACCACCAUCUGCUGAUUACAGACCAUCUUCAUACAAAGUUAAUAGGAAACUUGAUGUCAUGGAAAAAAUGGGGCUGCAAAUUAAAACCCCGGAUGGGUCGAUGGCUACGGCGCAGCAACUACGUGCUGCGGCCAGCGAGGCUCCAAGCGGUCUACCGCCAUAUUACAACCCUGCAGCUGUACAUAGCAACAAGGCACUUGAUCAGAAACGCAAGUUGCUGUGGUCUCAUAAAGAAAAGAGCGAGUCCACUGCGGCGUGCUGGUCAGGAGCGAGGUUCGCACAGGACGCCGAUGGGAAACAAGUCUCUAAGUUCAUGAGGCUUAUGGGCAUCAAGGAUGGUACUGCAGCUACCGCGAAACCCGAGGCAGCAGUGGCGGACCCGAAUAAAAAGCAAGAGGAGCUGUUCCAAGCCAUGCAAGCGCAGUAUGAGGUGGCUCGAGCCACUACUCACACCAUGAGGGGAGUCGGUCUCGGCUUUCAACGGGGGAACUACUAAUGUAUAUAGUAAACUAUGCGAGAGGCAGUGACAGCUUUGACUGAUUGGGUUAUUGAAAAUGUAAAAUCUUAUUAUAUAACAAAGACAAAUAAAAAUUUCAAAUUACCGGAGUAGUUUGUUAGUUGUCACUUGUCUUAGUAACUUCUAUGUCUCCCUAAGACUCUACAGUGUUAUCAUGACAAUAUCUUGUUGUAUUUGUCUGUAGAAGUUUAUGAUUGAAUAUGAAGAUGAUAAAAGAUUAUCAUUUAAUUAUUCAGGCUUAAAUAUUUUUAAUUCUAUGGUUAUCCUAUUUACUAGUUACUUUCUAUUCAAAGUAAAUAUGUAUGGAAUUUUAAAUAUACUAUUUUAACUACCUGUGGGGGUAGAUUUUAACUUUUAUAGCUUUCUCAUUUUCAUGGUUCCUGAUUCAUAACUUACUUAUUGAGAUAUGAAUCUUAAACCUCGUAUGAUAUAUUUUAUUGUAUACAAUGUAUGUGAUGAAUAGUUUUUUUCUGAACCUCCUUCUGAUUACGUUCUCACUUUUUUUUUACAAAUUUUUCUUAUAUCAAUAAUAGAGUUAUGAGGUAUAUUAUGUCUAAUGGUGCAAGUACUCUCCCAACAUGUAUUACAUUAAAUAAAUAUUACUAUUUUCCUUUCGCGUGUUAAUAAUGUGUCAAAUUUUAUGAUUUCCCAACUAUAAUGUAAAGUAAGGAAACUAUGCUAUUUAAAAGAACUUAUUUAAAACCCUAUCAUAAAAUUUAAUAAGUGUUUGCCGGCGUUCGUGUGAUAUUGGUAUAAAGGUAGGGGUUGUAAACACUGUCGUAAAUGUAGUUCCCUGGUAGUUAGUUAAGUUUCAUUAUUAAUGGUAGUUUGCAAAAGUGUGUACUACUUUAAAAUGUAAAAUAAAUAAUACUAUCA
Danaus plexippus (monarch butterfly) is the source of this 2301-nucleotide messenger RNA. Its product is annotated as arginine/serine-rich coiled-coil protein 2. Bases 142 to 1404 code for a protein of 420 amino acids. The record is from RefSeq and is a predicted model, not a curated record. NCBI's taxonomy places the organism in Eukaryota, Metazoa, Arthropoda, Insecta, Lepidoptera, Nymphalidae. The transcript has 11 exons.